UCACCCUACUACUUCGUACCAAUGAUCAAGAGCAUCUAAUAAUAUCUCAUGAAGCGACACCCACUUUUCCGGAAUUGCAUCUAAUAAUUUUCUCGUGAAACAAAACACUUUUCCGGAAUUGCUGAUUUCCAAAUUGUUACGACUCUUUACUGUACCAUCUUGGAUAGAAAAAUGAUUGUCAGUCUCCAAUUGUCCCUGCCACUAUCAUGGAGAUAUCGCCACCAACAGCCACCACCGCCACAAGUUGCACCUAUAUUGACCACCCUUUGCUUUCUGAGCAAACAAGGCAAACGCCUCCUCUCCUCCCUCGCCACCACCAGCGCCGCCGGCGAUUCGUCAGCCGCCAAUCGCUUAAUUCGCAAAUUUGUACAAUCUUCAUCCAAAUUCGUAGCUCUCAACGCCCUCUCUCAUCUCCUCUCCCCUGACUCCACCCAUCCACAUCUCUCUCCUCUCGCUCAUCUAUUCUAUAUGGCAAUCACCGAAGCGUCUUGGUUCAGUUGGAACCCUAAGCUAGUGGCAGAACUAAUUGCUUUGCUUGAUAAGCAAGGACAGCUGGAUAAAUCACAGAUCUUAGUUUCUGAAACUGUUUCAAAGUUAGGGUUCCGGGAACGCGUACUCGCUCAAUUCUACUGCUAUUUGAUUGAUUCUCACUCCAAGCACAAAUCGAAACAAGGGUUUUUCGAUUCCUGCACGCGUCUGAAGCAGUUGCUCAGCAAUUCAUACUCUGUUUUUGUCAAGCUUCGGGCAUAUGAAUCAAUGGUUGGUGGCUUGUGUGUGAUGGAUCUACCUCGUGAAGCGGAGGGUUUGGUUGGAGAGAUGAGAGAUUUAGGGCUCAAACCAGGUGUGUUUGAGUUUAGGUCUUUAGUGCAUGCCUAUGGGAGAUUGGGAUUGUUUGAAGAUAUGAAGAGAAGUGUAGUUCAAAUGGAGAGUGAAGGGUUUGGAAUAGAUACAGUUUGUUCAAACAUGGUGCUUUCGUCGUUCGGAGCUUACACUGAGCUCUCGGAGAUGGUAUCAUGGCUUCGAAGAAUGAAGAAUUCGAGUGUCCCAUUUUCAGCUCGGACAUAUAAUUCAGUCUUGAAUUCGUCCCCAACGAUCAUGUCAAUGCUUCAAGAACCGAAAAGGGUUCCUCUUUCGGUUGCAGAGUUGACGGAGAAUUUGCACGGUGAUGACGCUCUGUUGGUUCAUGAGUUGAUUGGGUCAUCAGUUCUGGAGGAGGCAAUGGAGUGGGACUCUCUGGAAUCGAAGUUGGAUAUGCAUGGAAUGCACUUAGGUUGUGCCUAUUUGAUAAUGUUACAGUGGAAAGAAGAGCUGCACUCAAGGUUCCAUAUGAAGGACUCAGUAAUUCCAGCUGAGAUUACAGUGGUAUGCGGGUCAGGAAAGCAUAGCACUGUUAGGGGCGAGUCACCGGUGAAGAGUCUGGUUAAAGAGAUGAUGCUUCGGAUGAAAUGUCCGAUGAGAAUCGACAGGAAGAAUGUUGGAUGUUUUGUUGGCAAAGGGAGAGUGGUGAAAGAGUGGUUAUGUUGAACCCUUCUGCAGGGCCUUUCUGGAGUUGAGUGUUCAAAAGGAAGGAAAAUGGUUUGCAAGGGAGGAAGAGUUGGUUUACUUGAACAAAUCCCUACAUAUGAAAAUCAAAGUAGUCUAAAUUUUGAGAUAGGUUUUCAGCUGUUAGUCAGGUCACCUAAUACGAUGAUACUUGUUUAACUAUGAAGAACAGUUUUUAUUCAGAUAUUUCAGAUGCUGAGUUAUUUUUUAUGCA
Cornus florida is the source of this 1756-nucleotide messenger RNA. Its product is annotated as pentatricopeptide repeat-containing protein At2g17033. The record is from RefSeq and is a predicted model, not a curated record. The transcript has 2 exons. Gene Ontology annotation, molecular function: protein binding. NCBI's taxonomy places the organism in Eukaryota, Viridiplantae, Streptophyta, Magnoliopsida, Cornales, Cornaceae. The coding region runs from base 172 to 1524 and encodes 450 amino acids.